GCCUGCGCCCGCGGCCGCGGCGCUCCACGUGGGCCCCGUGGCAUCAUGGCGGGAGCCGAGGCGCCCCCGCCGCAGAAGCGCUAUUACCGGCAGCGCGCGCACUCCAACCCCAUGGCGGACCACACGCUGUGCUACCCCGUGAAGCCAGAGGAGAUGGACUGGUCUGAGCUUUACCCAGAGUUCUUUGCUCCGCUAACUCAAAAUAAGAGCCACGAUGAUCCAAAGGAUAAGAGAGACGAGCAGUCCCGGGCCCAAGUGGAGUUUGCAGACAUCGGCUGUGGCUAUGGUGGCUUGUUAGUGGCACUGUCACCACUCUUCCCAGACACCCUGAUCCUGGGUCUGGAGAUCCGGGUGAAGGUGUCGGACUACGUGCAAGACAGGAUUCGGGCUCUCCGAGCGACCCCCGGAGGCGGAUUCCAGAACAUCGCCUGUCUGCGCAGUAACGCCAUGAAGCACCUUCCCAACUUCUUCCGCAAGGGCCAGCUAAAGAAGAUGUUCUUCCUCUUCCCCGACCCGCAUUUUAAGCGAACGAAACAUAAAUGGCGAAUCAUCAGCACCACGCUGCUGGCGGAAUAUGCCUACGUGCUGCAAGUUGGGGGCCUGGUGUACACUGUGACCGACGUGCUGGAACUGCACCAGUGGAUGUGUGCCCAUUUUGAAGAGCACCCACUGUUUGAGCGUGUGUCUCUGGAAGAGCUAAGUGAAGAUCCCAUCGUGGAACAUCUAGGCACGUCAACUGAGGAAGGAAAGAAAGUUCUACGCAAUGGAGGGAAGAAUUUCCCAGCCAUUUUCCGAAGAAUACAGGACCCCAUCCUCCAGGUGGUGACCCCCAACCCCACGCUGCCUGACCACUGACUUCUUACCCUGCCUUAGCCGGACUCGCUCUACUAGUGACUGGAAGAGAGCUCAGCUCCCCGUUCCAGGCCUUCUGAGACUGGGGGCGCAAAGGCCUCGAUCUCCGAGACUGGGGGCGCAAAGGCCUCGAUCUCCGAGACUGGGGGCGCAGAGGCCUUGAUCUCCGAGACUGGGGGCGCAGAGGCCUUGAUCUCCGAGACUGGGGGCGCAGAGGCCUCAAUCUCUGAGACUGGGGGGGCAGAGGCCUCGAUCUCCGAGACUGGGGGGGCAGAGGCCUCGGUCUCCGAGACGUGCGGCCUGCGGUCUCCAUCGCUGACCACUGCUCUCUCAGCCCUCCGCUGUCAGAAGAAAGCACAAGAGGCUGGCUGGAGAGGCCAGAGGACCUUGGACCA
Peromyscus maniculatus bairdii (prairie deer mouse) is the source of this 1247-nucleotide messenger RNA. The record is from RefSeq and is a predicted model, not a curated record. NCBI's taxonomy places the organism in Eukaryota, Metazoa, Chordata, Mammalia, Rodentia, Cricetidae.